CGUAGUGCCGACUCGGGUUGUGUAUCCCCACUGACAAGAAGCUGUGGGAUUAGUGAACCAGUCUCUCUCCUUGUCUACCUGUGAAACACAUUCUCCUUUAUAACCUUCCCAGUCACGUAGACGGCGUCGCUUCUCUGUCCGGACGCUCACGGUUGUUAUACUUCCUCGAGGAAUGUUGUUAUUAUUAUCCGAGGCUUUGAGCGGAGCUGGGAAACUAACUUGCCAGCUGAGCUAGCUGUAGCUCGCUAGCGCACAACCGGGCUCGACUCGACGACAUAACAGGCUACCGCCGCCGCUGCUUUGGGAACACGGUGUGCCCACAGUGUCAGAACGACCCGGCUUCCCCCGAAGACACGGACAUUCUGAUGGUAUCUCUAGUCCGGUUUAUCUCUGGAUGUCCCCAUUGUUGUGUAACCUUCCGCUCCGAUCGUGGCACCCGCUCCCCUUGCUAGCAGCCCCGGUGUGUUCGCAGCGUUAGCAGAGCCCCGCUCUCCCUGCGCCGGCUAAAAAUACACGUCUGGUCCCAUGUUCUGCGCCCGUCCAAAAGUGGUGGGUUGGUCCUCGUUGGACUUGUCUUCGUCUUUUCUGGUCACCUCGCUCGUAGUUUGACGCUCUACAUGGUCACUACCGUGGAUUCAAGGCGACUGGAAGAGCGAGUCGGACCCCGACGUUGUGAGCCGAGCUGGGCCGAUCUACCGUUCCAUCACAGCGGCUGGUGGGCUUCGGGUCUUUGGCUGAUCGGUGGCCGGACAUCGCUUCGCCCCAAUGGCCGUGUCCUGCUUCUAGCGGCAAUAUAACAAGCCUUGGUCCCAGCCCAGGUUUGCCAGACCGAAACCUAUAAAGGUCAGAGAAAGACGCUUUGUUUCCACUGUCAACUGGCUGAGCUCCACGGGACGCAGGACACCAUGUCGGAGGACAACAACGCAGACAAGUUCAUUAAGGAAUCAUCGAUUCUGGACGAGUACAAUAUAAACUGGACACAGAAGCUGGGAGCCGGCAUCAGUGGACCAGUCAGAGUUUGUGUGAAGAAGUCGACUCAGGAACGCCUGGCCCUGAAGAUCCUCAUCGAUCGCCCCAAGGCCAGAAAUGAGGUGCGUCUCCAUAUGAUGUGUGCCAACCACCCAAACAUAGUGCAAAUCCUGGAGGUUUACGCUAAUAGUGUCCAGUUCCCACAUGAGUCUAGUCCAAGAGCGAGGCUUCUCAUAGUUAUGGAGAUGAUGGAAGGCGGUGAACUGUUCCACAGAAUCAGUCAGCACAGGCACUUUACUGAAAAGAUGGCCAGCGAGGUCACUAAACAGAUCAGUCAAGCCUUGGAACACUGUCACUCCCUUAAUAUUGCGCAUCGUGACCUGAAGCCAGAGAACCUGCUCUUCAAGGACAACUCUCUAGACGCGCCUGUGAAGCUGUGUGACUUUGGCUUUGCCAAAAUAGAUCAAGGCGACCUGAUGACCCCUCAGUUCACCCCUUACUACGUAGCACCUCAGGUACUUGAGGCUCAAAGAAGACACCAGAAGGAAAAGUCUGGAAUUAUACCUACCUCACCCACUCCUUACACCUAUAACAAGAGCUGUGACUUGUGGUCUCUUGGCGUGAUAAUCUACGUAAUGUUGUGUGGCUAUCCCCCGUUUUACUCCAAACACCACAGUCGCACAAUCCCAAAGGACAUGAGGAAGAAGAUUAUGACGGCCAGCUUUGACUUCCCUGAAGACGAGUGGAGCCAGAUCUCAGAGAUGGCCAAGGACAUUGUUCGCAAGCUGCUGAAGGUGAAGCCAGAGGAGAGGCUGACUAUUGAGGGAGUCUUGGAUCACCCGUGGCUCAACUGCACCGAGGCGCUAGACAAUGUGCUGCCGUCCGCCCAGAUGAUGAUGGACAAGGCUGUAGUCGCAGGUAUCCAGCAGGCCCAUGCAGAGCAGUUGGCCAACAUGAGGAUUCAGGAUCAUAACGUCAGCCUGAAGCCUCUAAACUCUGUCAACAACCCGAUCCUCAGGAAGCGGAAACUUUUUGGCCCAAAGCCCAGUGAUGGUUUCUUCAUUCACGACCCAGAGAACGGAGGGGAAGACUCCAACGUAGCGCUGGAAAAAUUACGAGACGUCAUUGCACAGUGUAUAUUACCACAAGCUGGAGAGAACGAGGACGAGAAGCUGAACGAGGUGAUGCACGACGCCUGGAGGUUCAACAGAGACUGUAAACAGCUGAGAGAAGGUCUGCAGGGGCUCAGCUGGGACGGACGAGCCUUCUCAGAUAAAGUGGACCGGUUGAAGUUGGCUGAAAUAGUGAAACAGGCCAUUGAAGAAAAGACGAUUCUCCAAGAAUCUCAUUAGCAGAAUUGGUUUUUCUAUCUUCUUUUUCUAUUGUUUAUUAUGACCCUUUUUAACCCAUGUCUGUAAAGACGCUUUUUAUGUAAAAGGAAAACGCUAAUUUUUUUGUUUUUCAUGAAAUCACUGGCAAGACCUAUUGUACAGCUGUAGAUAUAUUUCAAAAAUGACUCAUUGGUACUACAAUGCUUUUUUUAAAUGGACACUUGCAAAGAACAUGGAACAAAAAACUAUAUUUUCAUUUUUUCAAAAAAAAACAACAACAACAAAAGAAGUGAAAAAAUCUGUGAAAGAAAUUAUUUUCUGGGAGGGAAUUUUUAUUAGAUGUUUGUCAAAUAUAUCAUUUGUUUUUAUCCCAGUAAUUUCAUUCUCUUUUAUUUUUAUUUUAACCAUCCUAAUGACUUUAUUUAUUUAAAAAAAAAGAAAAAGAAGAAGAGUUCCAUUGUUUUCUACUUGCAGCCUGGCAGCGGGCUCUAAAGUUGAGAAGCUGUCGUCUGUGUGACUUUGUUCUUCCACACAAGCGUCUGACUCUCAGACUGUGUUUAAACUAUAUCGAUUUUAGUUCCUAGUUUUUUUGUGCAACUACACCUUUGACCUCUGUGUUAUCUGGAGGUCAAAGCGAAGUGGGAAUGGAGGUAAAAGAAAAUGUCAUGAAAUGGAAAAAAAAAUGAAACCUCAAUUUUUUGCUCAUUUUUUCACGACCCUCUUCUUAAAGCUGGCUUUCUUUCUGACUCAUGUUGAUCAACGUGUUGUUGACAAACAAAUCUUUACUAAAGGUUAAUUGACUAACCUUCUUUCUGAGCUUUUAAACGUCUCCUUCUUUCAAAGGGGGGUAUUCAGGCCCCCAUUUUGGGGUCGAAGUAUAAAAAAACCCGUAAUUGGACAUGGAGUUAAGAUUUUAUUAUAUUUGUUUAUCUCCAAGGUGAAGACUAACUUUUCAUUCUCUACUAGAUUCAUGUUGGAUUCCCAAUCGCUCAGUUCUACUGGUGUGCAUGAAGUGAGGAUGAUUCCGUUUGUCAGCUUCAGAAGUUUGUGUCCGUCGACUGAAUAAUUCCACAUAUUCGCAACAGCUUUUCGCUCGGCUGAUUAUUUAUGAUGCGAUUCUGAAAGGUCUUAAGUUCAGCGUUCGUUUAAAGCCACAAUUUGCUCCAGUUGCUUUGACGUUAAGUUGUAUCCACUGGUAUUCAGACCAGGGUCAGUGAAUAUUUAAGUGGUUUUUAAAGGACUACGAGAGCCACUCUGUGCAAUGUAAGAAAAGAUCAGUCAGCAUUCUUGAUCGGGUCCUUGAGGAUGUCAGCUUUUCUCAAACCUGCUGAAUGUGCAAUAGAGCAGUGGUUUAAACAUGUAUCCAUAAUGCAUACGUGUACAUGGCAGUGGGAUAGUGUGCAUCAGCUCGUCAGUAUUACAGACUGAACACAGUCACCCAUCUUCAGCUUCUAGUUAAUUAUUUCAUAUCUUAUCAUUGAUUAGCCAGAGUGAAAUCUUCACUGCUCUGAUAUUAUCUGAUAUUAUUUAUUCCCAGACGUGUUUAAAAGAAGGGAUUCUAGUUGAGGUGUAUGAAUGAGGCCCUGCUGGCGGCGAGCAGCAGUUAGAUGGAUUAAAGUGUUCUCUGGUUCACAUUGUUUCAAACACAUUUUGUUUAUUUCAAACAAAUCCUUGACACUUUCUUAUGAAAUUCCUCCUUUUUUUGAUUGAAAUCGUACGUUCGUGCAGAUUUAUAUCAGUGACCAUACUUCCCUGUUGAGAUGACCAUGUGAUUUUAAUCUUUUUCAUCUGAAUGAAGAAGUUUAUAUUUGCAGACAUUGGUGCAAUGCGUUUCCGGUGAAAACCACACUUCUCCAAUUCUGGUUGUUUCGGACAUUUUGAGACAAACUGGAGGAUUAGGUUCCACUUAAGGAUUCAACGGAAUUCCCGCUCCUUAAAUGAACCAUUUAAAAAUUGAAAUAUCACAUAAAUACUUUGUCUUACGGUUAAAAGGGCUUUUUUUUUUUUUUUUUUUAAGCUCGUGAAAAGUUCAGGACACCAAGGAUCAACUAUAUUUAUAACGGAUAUGAAGAUAGAGUGCAAGCCUUCCUUUGUAUGUCUGUAUUUCUUAUUUAGGCUAAGCUAACCGAGGCGAUCGUUACUAACAUGAUUCUGAGAGGUCAUCGGAUCUCUGUCUCCCUUGAAAGCUGAACAAUAACCUCAGCUCGUGUCUGAAAAGGCCUUAAUAUGACACGGCUAAGUUUUACGCUCAAAUGUGCCUUGUUGGUGGGGCAGCGUCUCCGUCCUUACUUGCUCUCAUCCGUUACAAAAACAAAACAGCAGGAUAAAGGGGGAAAUCAAGAAUAAGCAACAGUAGUGAUUCACAUUUGGGAUUUUCUUGUUUUCAUGUGAUAAUGGGAAUGUUUUAAUUUACAAUGCUGGUUGUAGAAUCUUGGAAACACGUUGAAAUCAUCGAUCAUAUGGUUUAGAAAAAAUGACAACUGAGAUGUUAGGGUGGUUCAACAAUUUGGAAGAUGUAUUUCUUCCCGAGAGUCAAAUGACAACCAAAAUUCACCGUUGGUAUUUUCCUGAGAUGUGGCCUGGCAACAGGCCCUGGCCACAAAGUAGUCCGGGGCGUUGCCUGUGUAAAAUGGUGACUUGUGAUUUAACGAGCUUUGCAAACAUGAAGGGGUAGAAACAUUCAUAUUUCCACCAUAAAUCAAAUGUGUUGGUUCCUGAUGCUUUCAGAGCUGCAACGAUCAGCUGAUUAAUUGAUGAGUCUACUGAUGGAAAGUGAAUCUGCUAGUCAGACAAAAACAAGACGUCAGAAGAGGCUGAUAAUGAGAAGCUGAGAUUUUUCACAAUAUUUUCACUUUUGUAAAAGACUGAACAAUGAAUCAAGACAAUAUUGGUCCCACUCGCAGCCUUAUUUGUUUAACUGUGCAGAAGCCUUUGAUUCAUCUUAUGUGGGAUCAUUCAUGUUUGAGUGGUAUCACAGAAUCAGCCCAGCUUCUGGGUGGAGCCUAACACAUGCUGCUGUUUUGUUUGACCUUACAAUGAAUUCCUGUUUGUGUGCACGUGUGGCUCACUGUAUGCUGAAGCUUUUGUUCAGCAAAUCAAUGCAUCAGAGCUGCUUCCUCUCGUCUCCCCCCCCCCCACACAACUAACAGAGUUUAUAUCCUCUGCGACCUGAGAGAGCAUUAUUGUCGAGAGGCAGUGAAUUAUCAGUGUUGUGUGCACUGUAAAGUUGUGUACGGUGACUUUACAGGAUGAAAACUGGAACAAUGAAACCCCCAUGGGAAGCUGAAGGUCGGACACAGUCACCUGAUGCUGCUCAGUCUGACUCUGUGCUACGAGAAAACCCAGAGAGUAGUUGAUUUUCAAGAUGCUACCUCUCGCUGUAUCCUCUUGAUGGGAAACCUACAUUCAAGUUUACCCAGCUUUCGACUUAUUUCACAAAUUCAUUAAUUUCUCACAACUCUUCUCUUCUUCAUAUCUGCUCGAUGAAAACAAUUUCCGAUUUACUUUUUAACUUAUACCUUGUUUUAACCAGGCUCUCUCAAGAUGGAUGCAGACUUCUAUUUGUUUUCUAAAUAACAUCUCUUUAAAAAUAGCUGAAAGGCAGAUAUGGUUUCGUCAGCUCUCUUGAUAAAUACCAGUUGCUUGUGUUUCCUCUGCUGUUCGUGCACUCAUACAAUACACAGAUCUGUUUAUUUAUGUAUUUCAGUUUAUAAAAAUGCUUCUGUGCGUCUGGCAGAUGUGUGAAGAGGAAGACGUAUAUUUCUCCUUGAAGUUGCCGUUCUUGUCUAUGUUGGGAAAAAUCAUUUCAAAGUCCGGAGCCUCUUCUCUGCUUCACCACUCUGUUUCUGUUUCUCCUGCAGUUAUGUAGCAUGCACCCAAAUCCCCAAAUCCCUCAUCAAGGACUCGCUGUACUUUGUCAACAUGUCUUUUUUUUCUUUGGCCCUUUCUGCCUUCUCUCAUUCUCUGGAAUGUCAUCAACAUGCUGACUUUUUAAUAAAGGAAUUCUUUGACUUUUCAA
Molecule: messenger RNA, 6318 nt
Organism: Pleuronectes platessa (European plaice)
Lineage: Eukaryota; Metazoa; Chordata; Actinopteri; Pleuronectiformes; Pleuronectidae
Gene: mapkapk5
Product: MAPK activated protein kinase 5
Exons: 14
Coding region: 906-2321 (471 amino acids)
Biological process (GO): negative regulation of TOR signaling; protein autophosphorylation; peptidyl-serine phosphorylation
Cellular component (GO): cytoplasm; nucleus
Molecular function (GO): calcium-dependent protein serine/threonine kinase activity; mitogen-activated protein kinase binding; calcium/calmodulin-dependent protein kinase activity
Source: RefSeq, a predicted model, not a curated record